AUGCUCGGAGGGUUUGUUCACGAAUGUGGAGAGAGGAGGGGGAUUACGGCAGCUGAUACGGAUCCUGAGUUGUGCGAAGAAGGUCGCGCUGCGGAAGCGCGAAAAGGGUGCGGGAAAAAGGGGCGGAAAGGUGAAGGGGCCCCCGGCGGGCAGCCCCAGGCCAGUUCGAGAAACCCACCAGAGGGGAAGUGUGUCCUGUGCGCGCUCGAAAAUUCCCUGCCUUCGACGCGCGCGCUGCAGUUCGUGCUGGAGAAGCUGGUGCGCGCGGAGCAGGGGGACAAGCUCGUCCUGUUCGAGGCGGCCAAAGCAGUAGACCAUCACGACGACCCCGCAACUGCCUUCAAGUCCGACCCCGAGUUGUGCCUGCAACAGGAGCACCUCGAGCGGCAGUGCCGGAGCUACCUGGAGAACUUGCGGGAAGGCCUCGGCAAGGCAAGUGGCAGACCUCGGCAAUUGAUCACGACCGAAGUGGUGGUCCAGAAAGGCGACCCCCGGCAGCUGAUCCCCGACUACGUUGCCGAGCACGAGGUGGACAUGGUCGUGGUCGGGGCGCGAGGCCUGGGCAAGUACAAGAGCCUCAUACUCGGCAGCGUAAGCGCGCACCUGGUGAGGCCCUGCCCGGUGCCCGUUCUGGUCGUCCCCAGUAAUCCCAAGAACCAAAAGGACCGACGUCCGGACGCUUCAAAGCCGCCGACCUCAGAUACGUAG
Molecule: messenger RNA, 708 nt
Organism: Klebsormidium nitens
Lineage: Eukaryota; Viridiplantae; Streptophyta; Klebsormidiophyceae; Klebsormidiales; Klebsormidiaceae
Source: the annotation of a GenBank genome assembly